AGCUGCCUCUUGCAUCUGGACAAUGGUAUGAACUUCAUGGAUCCCAGCUUCCAGCAGAAACUGGAGGGGGAGAGGGAGCUGCUGCGCAGAGCUCUACAGAAGGAGCUGAAGAUCAAAGAGGGAGCAGAAAACCUGCGCAAAGCCACCACAGACAGAAAGAAUCUUGCCCACAUAGAGCACGUCCUGAAGUCUUCCAACAGGAAACUGGAGCAGCUGCACUGGGAGCUCCAGGAGCUGAAUGCAAGGAUUGUGCUCACAGACAGAGAGGAGAGUAGGGCAGAUGGAUCUGUAUCCCCAGAUCCUUGUCUUUGGGAGAGAAACCCAGGCCCCAUGGCAAGGAAGGUUGAAGCUCUGAAAAAGCAGCUGCAGGUUGAAAUGAAAGUGAAACAGGGAGCUGAGAAUGUGAUCCACAUGUACUCAGCAUCCAAGGAGCGGAAGCUGCUGGCUGCAGCUCAGCAGGUGCUGCAGGACAGCAGGACCAAGAUGGAGAUCAUUCGCAUGCACAUUGGGAGGGUGGCGCAGUCCGCAGCAGGGCUGGAGGAUGCAGUGGACCCAGCAGCAAGCCCUGGGCCCAUCAGUGCCUUGGAGCUGCGCGUGGAGGAGCUGCGGUACCACCUGCGCAUCGAGGCUGCUGUGGCCGAGGGGGCAAAGAAUGUGCUGAAGAUCCUGGGGGGGCGUCGGAUGCAGGACCGCAAGUUUCUGGCUGAGGCUCAGGGUCGUCUGCAGGAGUCCUCUCAGAAAAUUGACCUUCUGCACUUGGCCCUGGAACAUCAGCUUGGUGAGCUCCCUCCUGACCACCCAAAGAGAGCCCUGAUCAAGCAGGAGCUGGUGCAGACAUCCUCCUUGGGCACUCGGCAUGGCAGCAUCCAGCCCACCUCAGUCAUCAAACCCACAGCCCUCACAGGAACACUGGAAGUGAGGCUAAUGGGGUGUCAGGACCUGCUGGAGAAUGUUCCGGGGCGCUCCCGGGUGGGUGGGACUUCUCCUGUCUGUGGCAGCCCAGGAGACCUGAGGUCCUUCUCCCGAGCACGAGUUGGGCUGGGGAUCCCUGGCCGCAGCGCCAUGGGGAAGUACCUGCGGAGCGAGGAGCCAAGCAAUGAGGUCCUUGCUGUGCUCAAAGUGGACAGUAAGGUGGUUGGCCAAACAAACUGGGGACCAGUUAAUAAGCAGGCAUGGGACCAGAGCUUUGUCAUUGAGCUGGACCGGUCUCGUGAACUGGAGAUUGCAGUGUACUGGAGGGACUGGAGGGAGCUCUGUGGGGUGAAGUUUCUGCGCCUGGAUGAUUUCCUGGACAAUGAGCGGCAUGGCCUGUGCCUGGCCCUGGAGCCCCAGGGGCUGCUCUUUGCAGAGGUGAUGUUCUGCAACCCUGUCCUGGAGAGGAGGCCAAGGCUGCAGCGCCAGAAGCGCAUCUUCCCCAAGCAGAAAGGGAAGGAAUUUCUCCGAGCUCCUCAGAUGAACAUCAACGUUGCUGCCUGGGGUCGCCUGAUGAUGAGCUUCCUCCCUCCUUGUAGCUCCAUAAGCAGCCUGAGCCCCCCUCUGCAUGACCCCAGCCAGGCAGACUUCUCUGCUGCUGCCCCACAGAGCCCUGCUGAGCCUGUGCCCAAAGGGAGCAGUGAGUUCCCUGUGGCCAAGCUGAUGUUUGCUGGUGAGAACCCAGCCAAGCCUCCACGUCUCUUCCUGAUGGGCAGCUCCAAGGAGUCCUCUCUGUCGCCUGCAGACUCUCCGUGUCUGAAGAGGCUGCAUGUUGAGGAGAAGUCUUCCAGCUCUGCUGUAGCAGAAUUUCAGAUGCCAGCAUCUGCCAGGAAGAGGCCAGUCCAGCUGGAGGACUUUCACUGCAUUGCUGUGCUGGGACGUGGCCACUUCGGGAAGGUACUGCUGGCCCAGUACAAGGCAACUGGGAAGCUGUUUGCUAUCAAAGCCUUGAAGAAAAAGGAUAUCAUCAGGAGAGAUGAAAUUGAGAGCCUGCACUGUGAGAAGCGAAUAUUUGAAGUAGUGAAAUCCUCUGGCCACCCCUUCCUGGUGAACCUCUCUGCCUGCUUCCAGACCCCUGACCACGCUUGCUUCGUGAUGGAGUACUGCCCGGGGGGAGACCUCAUGAUGCGCAUUCACGAAGAUGUCUUCCCCGAGCACGUGGCACAGUUUUAUGCAGCCUGUGUAGUCCUGGGGCUCCAGUUCCUGCAUGAGAGGAAAAUUGUCUAUAGGGACCUGAAACUGGAUAAUCUCCUUCUAGAUGCUGAAGGAUUUGUGAAGAUUGCAGAUUUUGGACUGUGCAAGGAAGGAAUAAGUUUUGGGGACCACACCAGCACCUUCUGUGGCACCCCUGAGUUCCUGGCUCCAGAGGUGCUGACAGACAUCUCCUACACUCGGGCUGUGGACUGGUGGGGACUGGGUGUGCUCAUUUAUGAGAUGCUCGUGGGUGAGGCACCAUUCCCUGGGGAUGAUGAGGAAGAAGUCUUCGAUAGCAUCAUCAACGACGAGGUGCAGUACCCACGGUUCCUCUCUGCCCAGGCUCUGGCCAUCACCCGCAAGCUUCUUCGCAAGUGUCCAGAGCGCAGACUGGGAGCAGGGGAGAGAGAUGCAGAAGAGAUCAAAGUCCAGCCCUUCUUUAAGGGAAUUACCUGGGAUGCUUUGCUUGCUCGUGCUCUGAAGCCUCCUUUUGUGCCCCCUUUGAGAGACCCAGUUGAUGUCAGCAACUUUGAUGAGGAGUUCACAGCCCAGAAGCCUCUCCUGACCCGCCCUGAGCAGGCUCCUCUGCUGACCUGCAAGGAGCAGGCUGCCUUCAAGGACUUUGACUUCGUGUCCAGCCACCUGUCAGAGGUCUGA
Indicator indicator is the source of this 2823-nucleotide messenger RNA. It is a transcript of the gene PKN3, whose product is annotated as protein kinase N3. NCBI's taxonomy places the organism in Eukaryota, Metazoa, Chordata, Aves, Piciformes, Indicatoridae. Gene Ontology annotation, molecular function: ATP binding; protein serine/threonine kinase activity; small GTPase binding. Bases 28 to 2823 code for a protein of 931 amino acids. The transcript is spliced from 21 exons. Gene Ontology annotation, biological process: protein phosphorylation; signal transduction. The record is from RefSeq and is a predicted model, not a curated record.